GCUAUAAAAAAAAAAGCAGUGGCGUCUUUCCAACCGGUCCUGAAUCCAACCUGCCCCCCCUCCUUCCGUUUCCGUUUUUAUUUUUAUUAUUAUUAUUAUUAUUAUUGAAUGAUGCCCGUGGCCUCGAGCGCAAAAUGGCCUCUUGUUAUUUUUUCAUUCGGCAACAGUCCACCGCGAGCUUCUCAUUGGGUGCUCGUGUCGCCAUGGCGACGCCCCCGGUUCAAUCGGCGCUCACGGAGAGGAGGACACGGUCUUCAGCAGUCCAGUCGUUGGCACAAAGCCCUGUAAGCUGCCUCGGCUCAGCGCUGGACUAAACCAAUCAGGUGGCCUGAGGUCGAUCCCAGGAAGGACCUGUUUCAUUAAUCUGCGGGAGGGAUGAAGGAGGGAAACACAAGGGACGGAAAGGGAACCGAACCCCACAGGUGAGGGCAUCACUCACAUCCGUCCGCUAGAAAACCAACCCUGAACCACGAGGUUGGAGGCCGCUGCUGCAGCUCGUGCAGCAGAAAACUAAUGGGCGCCACUUCCCAACCCGAAGAAAAGUUCAAACUUGUAAACUGCAGAAGAAGAAAAGACAAAGAGGUCGCGUGCAGAAGUACAACCAUCAUCUGUUUCCGGACUAUUUACCGCCUGAGAAAUCAGACAAAUAUCUUCUCAAACACAACGCCUCGGAGACGGAACAGACUGACAGGGACGCAUUACAAAGAUCAAGUUUAAAGAAGCCCGCGGAGACUCAGCCUGGAAAUGCAUCCAUCUCUGUUUAUGUGUCUAUGAAGUCUUGAUGCAACAGAUGAUAUGCUCUGGACACAUUUGGGUCUCGGAGCCAUGCGCAUCCCUCGUUCCCCUCCCUUGACAUGGGUCGUCGUCGUCGCGUGCUGUGUUUUGGCGGGACCGCCGCAGUCCGUGGCCUCCCCGAAGAAGACGUCCUGCCGCGUGCAAGACGGCAGAGCGGACUGCAGCCACCUCAGCCUCAGAGCGAUCCCUCCAAACCUGCCCAGGAACAUCUCCAGCCUGGACAUGUCUCACAACCGGUUGGUGGGGAUUCCCCCUGCGCCGCUCAACCUGUACCCGGGGCUCCUCCGCCUCGACGUCAGCUACAACAGUGUCACCAAGCUGGACGGGCAUUUGUGCCAGACGCUGCCCUUGCUGCAGACACUGAGCGUCGCACACAACGAGGUGCAUUUGCUGAAGAGGGAGGACCUGAGCCAUUGCAAUGGCCUGGUACUGUUGAAUAUGGCUAGUAACAGGCUAAAGCUUCAAGGGGAGCCCUUCUCCGCCCUAAAGAAUCUGAAAUCCCUUGACGUCUCCAUGAACAAACUGGCUUCGGCCCAGCUCUCCUCGCAGCCUCAGCUGCCCAGCCUGGUGAACCUCAAUCUGGCAUUCAAUGACUUCACCGCUCUGAAGAAAGAUGACUUUUCUUUCCUCGACAACUCAUCCUUCCUACAACUCCUCAAUCUCUCGGCCGUGUCUCUGAAAACAUUGGAGCCUGGUUGCCUUCGGCCCAUUUCCGGCCUACGCACUUUAAUCAUGGAUGGAAGUAAUAUGGGCAUUCUGGUUCUUUUCAAACUCUGCACAGAGCUGUCGAGGACAGCCAUUGAUGCCCUGUCUCUCCGGAAGAUGAAGCUAGUCACCCUCACAAACACAACCUUUACCGGGCUGCAGAGAGCAAAUCUAACCUUUUUGGAUCUGUCCCACAAUGGCAUGGGUAAAAUCGAAGAGGGGUCAUUCCAGUGGCUCUCCAGACUUCAGACUCUGAUUUUGGCCGACAACAACCUCAAGCAUCUGACCAAGGGCACAUUUCAGGGGCUCAAGGCUUUGAAAGAACUCCAACUGACAAAAGCCCUGGUGAAAAGUCAUACAUCCUCCACCCCGAUAAUCGACGAUUUCUCUUUCGAGCCAUUGAGCGCACUGGAGAGCUUAUCGUUACGGCAAACCUCUGUUCGGGAAAUCACAGGGCACACAUUUACAGGCAUGACAAGUCUCAAAGAACUGGAUAUGAGCUGGAGUAGCUACACGUCGCUCAGAAUCAUCACCAAACAGACCUUAGUCUCACUUGCAGGAUCACCUCUCGUGAAGCUAAAUCUGACAGGAACAGCGAUUACACAGAUUAAUCCUGGAAGCUUUGCGUGCAUGAGAAACCUCACCACUCUUCUACUAGAUUUCAAUUUCAUACAGCAGACUCUCACUGGCAAAGAGUUCGAAGGCCUGGGUGAGGUUCAGGAGCUGCACAUGACCAAUAACCACUGGAAAGUCAGACUAAGCUCCACUUCGUUCGUCAAUGUGCCCAAUCUUAGGGUCCUGACUUUGGGCAAAAGUCUCAACAACACAGCUUUGAACGUGGAUGUGGAUCCCUCGCCAUUCAAGCCCCUGUGCAACCUCACCUUCUUGGAUCUCAGCAAUAACAACAUAGCGAACAUCAGAGGGAGUGUUUUGGAGGGCCUUGUGAACCUGAAGGUACUGAAGCUCCAACACAAUAACUUAGCCCGGCUGUGGAAGAGUGCCAACCCAGGUGGGCCGGUGCUGUUUCUCAAAGGGGCACCGAACCUGGUGACCUUACAGAUGGACAGUAACGGGCUGGAUGAGAUCCCGGAGGGUGCUUUGAGAGGUCUGAGUAGCCUCUGGGAGCUAAGCCUCGCGACCAAUCUCCUGAACAAUCUUAGGUACUCGGUUUUUGACGAUCUGAAAUCAUUGCGGGUUCUACGUUUACAGAAGAACCUGAUCACAUCCGUCAACCCCGAAGUGUUCAAAACUCCCAUGAGCAACCUCAGUCUACUUGUCAUGGACAAAAAUCCUUUUGACUGCACAUGUGAGAGCAUCCUGUGGUUUGUGACGUGGUUGAAUAACACAAACACCACCUUUGUGCCAGAUCUUGGGGACCAGUAUAUUUGCAACACGCCACUGGCUUACUAUAACCACUCAAUCAUGGAUUUUGAAACCCUCUCUUGCAAAGACAUGACCCCAUUUCAGGCUCUUUACAUACUGACCAGCACAACGGUCAUGGCGGUGAUUGUAACGGCACUUUUGGUGCGGUUCCAAGGCUGGAGGAUUCAGUUUUAUUGGAACAUACUGAUCAGUCGGACGCUAGGAUUUAGCGAUGCCAAUAUUGACGAGGGCAGGCACUUUGAGUACGACGCUUACAUCAUACAUGCUGAGGAAGACAGCAGAUGGGUGGAGAGGAUGAUGGUCCCCUUGGAAAACGAGAACUGCAGGUUUUACCUGGAGGAUCGAGACGCUGUCCCUGGGGUGGCGCUGCUCGAAUCUAUCAUCGAUAAUAUGAGAAGGUCCAGGAAGAUCUUGUUUGUGGUCACCGAACGUCUCCUUAAGGAUCCCUGGUGUCGUCGAUUCAAAGCCCAUCAGGCACUUCACCAGGUCAUCGAGGCCAGCAGGGACUCUGUGGUUCUGGUCUUCCUGCAGGACGUGCAUGACUACAAGUUAUCUCGCUCACUCUACCUCCGCAGGGGCAUGUUGCGCCGCUGUUGCAUCGUGGAAUGGCACGGCGGCCAUAAGGAGAGGGUGGCGGCCUUCCACCAGAAGCUCCUCAUAGCACUCGGCAUGACCAAUCGAUUGAUGGAGUGACUGUUUUUCAUUAAUGAUAAAGAAGAAUUCCAGUCUUUGUAAUAAUAAGAAAAGUUUGUCCAAUAUUAAUUGCUACAAGUUGCUGAUUAUUUUUCCCUCUGUGAGUUUCUACGUGGGGAGUAGUUGGAUUGGUUACACACCACUCAGAAACAUCAUACAUGAUGUAGAAUGUUCAAGUCUGUAUAUAGGCUCCACGAUGGUGUAGUGCUGUCGUCUCACAGUAAGAUAGUUCUGGGUUCGAAUUCCGGUUCCAUCAAUGGUGGAUGGAAGUCUGUAUAUAUACUAUAUUUUGUUUUUUUGGUGUCUUUUUUUUUCUUCAUAUUUGCUUGUUCAAAAAAAAUAUCUCCAGUUUUCCAGUAUUGUUUACAAAAUGUGAUGUAAAGUAUGAAAUGACAAAUCAACAGAAGUCGGUCAAUUGUUGUUUUGUUGACAGUGAAAAGAGAAUAAAAUUAUUUGAGUA
Molecule: messenger RNA, 4036 nt
Organism: Scophthalmus maximus (turbot)
Lineage: Eukaryota; Metazoa; Chordata; Actinopteri; Pleuronectiformes; Scophthalmidae
Gene: tlr3
Product: toll-like receptor 3
Exons: 9
Coding region: 796-3576 (926 amino acids)
Biological process (GO): inflammatory response; immune response; toll-like receptor signaling pathway
Cellular component (GO): membrane
Molecular function (GO): protein binding; transmembrane signaling receptor activity
Source: RefSeq, a predicted model, not a curated record